Molecule: messenger RNA, 1151 nt
Organism: Sardina pilchardus (European sardine)
Lineage: Eukaryota; Metazoa; Chordata; Actinopteri; Clupeiformes; Clupeidae
Product: cornifelin homolog B-like
Exons: 4
Coding region: 162-542 (126 amino acids)
Source: RefSeq, a predicted model, not a curated record
UGUCCUUCUGUGUGCGUGCGUGUCCUCAUAUUUUGACACUCCACCUGUGCGUGUCCCAUAUAAAAGUCGUCCUCACUGCUGCACCUGUCAGUCUGGUGUCUCUCCACGCCCGUCCUCUCCUGUUCUCUCCUCAGUGCAGCACCCAAACUCAGGUAAUCGUCAUGGCGAAUAGAAUGGUUGUGCAGCAACCUAAGCCGGUUCUGUCGUCACCCGGUGCAGACCAGUGGUCAACCAGCAUCUGCGAGUGUGACAACGUGAACGACUGCUGUUUCGCCUUCUGUUUGCCCGCAUGCUUCGCGUGCAUCACAGCGCGGGACCAUGGGGAGUGCCUGUGCAUACCGAUGCUGGACGGUUGGGGGCUCAUCCCCCCGAUCACACUCUCAAUGCGGGUCUCCCUGCGUCGCCAGUUUGGAAUCACAGACACCAUCUGUAACGACUGCAUAUACGCCUGCUGCUGUGGACCCUGCUCCUGGUGCCAGAUGAGGCGAGAGAUGAAGGCUCGUCUGCAUCCUGUCACCCUCAUCAACUACCGGGCACAGUAACCAUGGCAACUGUCGAUGCCCCCCCCCCCCUGCUCCCCCAAAAUCUCCAUCCAUCCCCUGAGACAGUCGGAAUGAAAUCUUCAUCACCUUCCUCGCCUAGAUCCCGCCUUCUUCCUGCACUCCUCAUCGUCGUCUGCUCGCGACCCAGUUAGGUGUCAGUGUGGAACUCGACAGACGCCUGUCACUCCAGCCCCUGAUCUCCUAUCAGCUGUGCCAUGUCCAUGGAGAGACGAAUACCAGCUGGUAUCUCUGUCCUGGGAUCAGAACAUGUCUGAUGGGGAGUGGCUGUAGGUUGCAAGAACACAUCACUGUUCAAGUAUGAAGACAGAAUUUUUAUCAGCAGAUCAUGCAAUGUGUUGUUCAGAUUGUUCAUAUGAUUGUGUGCAAUUUUUCUUAGUUGUUUUCCAUUUGUUUGUUUGUUUUCUAUUUUGUUUGUUUGUUUUCCAUUUUGUUUGUUUGUUUUAUAGUUUUUACUCAUAUAUUUUGUUUCAUUCUGUCAGAAGCAAACAGUGCUGCGUAGUUGUACAGAGCUAAAUUAAUGUCUUUUAAUGUCUUAACUGAGAGUAAUUUUGUUUCUAAAAAAAAUAAAUAAACAUAUUUUCUCCAAAA